Trichoderma breve is the source of this 1509-nucleotide messenger RNA. RefSeq lists its product as uncharacterized. The transcript is spliced from 3 exons. The record is from RefSeq and is a predicted model, not a curated record. Lineage: Eukaryota; Fungi; Ascomycota; Sordariomycetes; Hypocreales; Hypocreaceae. The coding region runs from base 1 to 1509 and encodes 502 amino acids.
AUGAUGAAUGGUGGAAGGGGAGGCAGACCACGGUCAAGAGAACGCAACCCUGCUAGACGACCAAACACCCGGACAGAGGUGGAGGAUUUCAAGAAACCAGACUUUCCCUCCCUUAAAGGCGCACCUAGUACGAAACGGCAGUAUACAUAUGGAGCUGCAGAGGAACCUCGCCGCCUCAGCGUGGACGGCAUGCCAGCCACCCUUCAGGAUGCUAUGAAUGGUGUUCUUCAGAGGCAGCAACGUCAGGAGGCUGAGGAGGCUGCGGAUCUGCAACGUCAUGGACAAUACUUGAAGCCUCAAGUCACUCGUCGACAAAACCCGGCGAGAGAAGCCGACGAGUCGGAAUCCGGAUCAGACGUCGGGUCUAAUCAACCAUCACGUGGCCGGGACAACAGCAAGUAUAGACAGGGAUUGAAGUCUGCCAUGGCGAAACUCGCAAAACCAAGUAACACAGCAAAAGUAGCCUUUGAUCGAACGUUCAGUCAGCCAGCAUCUGAGGAUGAGGACGACGACGAGGAGGAUGGAGAGCUCACUCCCGAUGAAAGUGAUGUUUCCGAUUCGCGGAGUUUCAACGCCGAGCGUGAUUAUUUUGGGCAUGCUACGUUGAGGUUAUCGCCAAUGCCGCCGCCACAAGCCGUCAAACCAAUUUCAUUGUCCAGCUCGACAAGGUCAUCCACUCUAUCGGGUCGAUCCGUGUCGACCAAUGACCAACAUGAGCAGGCUACGCCAAAUCGAAUCAUCGAAGCCCCAAGUAAAGCUUGGAGUGCCGUCAAGAGCCUCCUAGGGGGAAGGGUUUCUGCGCCUGUCAGUCCACCGGAAUCAGACACGCAGCUAAGUCAAGGGACUAGCACCACCAGACUUCAAGAACAGAGCCAAUCCACAGCAAGAAUGCGUAUCCCCAAGGCACCGACUAUUGUGGCCCCAGCAAAUCAACUCCGAGGCAAGGAACAGCGGACGGUAAUUCCUCGAAGUAGCACUAUCAUAAAUCGUCUGUCUCCCCUUGCCGCUACCCGGCGGCCAGGCAAACCUCUCCUCAGUCAACAAGACUCUCCUUUUCCCACAGAUCACAGCGAAAUGGACGACGCCAUGCAAGACACUAUUCGAGAGACUGAAAGCCGAGUUUCGCGCCAAGAGAAAUGGUGGCGCAUUCUCGCGUCCCUCUUCCCAUUUACUUCUAGGCGGCAACCUCAGCAAAGCCAUGUUCCAAACGGAGAGAUCAACUCUCCCGUGUCUUCUGAUUUCGACUCUGACCUCGAUUCGGAACUCGAUUCAGAUCUCACCGACGAGUCCAUCAACUGGCAACAGCUGUUCAAUCCACUCACAUAUCUGCGGGCCAUUUAUUGGUUUUUCAGCACCGCCCUAGAAAGCGUCGUCAACUCCUUCUUCGGUCUCUUCUCAGACUCUCUGCGAGACCGACUAAUGCUCAUUGGCGAGGCGCUGAUAUACACCAUUAGUGGCUUUUCUUUCUGUUCCCUCGGUCUCAAUACCAACCUUGCCAAGGUUCGAUGA